Molecule: messenger RNA, 1097 nt
Organism: Aspergillus uvarum CBS 121591
Lineage: Eukaryota; Fungi; Ascomycota; Eurotiomycetes; Eurotiales; Aspergillaceae
Gene: arfA
Product: putative ADP-ribosylation factor
Exons: 4
Coding region: 491-1042 (183 amino acids)
Biological process (GO): vesicle-mediated transport; intracellular protein transport
Cellular component (GO): plasma membrane; cytoplasm
Molecular function (GO): GTP binding; GTPase activity
Source: RefSeq, a predicted model, not a curated record
UCUGUAUCCACGCCCAUUCCUAAUCUCCCUCCCUCUUUCCCUCCCAUUUUCAAAUCACAUCGGUAAGUACAUCUCGCUUUAUGUUAACUUGUUAAUGUCUGCUUGGUCAAGUUGUCGUCGUGUCUCUUUUCUAUCUGCCCCUCCCCCCACGUCCCUGAUCAGGCUGGCUCUGGUCUUUGUGUCUGUUUCUUUCGCCUCCCUCUAAUUCCACUCCCCCUGAUUUGUCUUGCCCGCCGUGUUUCCCCGGCGUGACUACCUUAACCUGACGACUUCCACCCCUCGUUGUCGUCCACCUCUUAUUUCCCCUUCGUCAUACCACUGUCCUGCUCGCUCUCAUAUAUACCUCUUCAGCCCCUCAUCACCCGACCCGUGAUUGAACAGCACGGCACUCCCGCGAUCGUGUUCGCAUUCUUACACUUUGUCCUGUCUGGUCGCAUCUAACAUCCUCCGCCCUCACCAUCUAGAACCCUGAAGAUACACCACCGCCAUCAUGGGUCUCACUUUCUCCAAGAUUUUCGACAGACUAUGGGGACGCAAGGAGAUGCGAAUUCUGAUGGUCGGUCUCGACGCUGCCGGAAAGACCACCAUCUUGUACAAGCUCAAGCUCGGUGAAAUCGUUACCACCAUCCCCACCAUCGGCUUCAACGUCGAGACCGUCGAAUACAAGAACAUUCAGUUCACCGUCUGGGAUGUCGGUGGUCAGGACAAGAUCCGUCCUCUCUGGAGACACUACUUCCAGAACACCCAGGGUAUCAUUUUCGUCGUCGACAGCAACGAUCGGGAUCGUAUUGUCGAGGCCCGCGAAGAGUUGCAGCGCAUGUUGAACGAGGAUGAACUCCGUGACGCCCUGCUCCUGGUCUUCGCCAACAAGCAAGAUUUGCCCAACGCCAUGAGCCCUGCCGAAAUCACCCAGCAGCUCGGUCUGCAAAGUCUCACUCGCCGCCCCUGGUUCAUCCAAUCCACCUGCGCCACGACUGGUGAUGGUCUGUACGAGGGUCUGGAGUGGCUCGCCGAGACGCUGCGGAAAACCAACCGCGAUUAAAUGGAUAUAACGAUUGGAGGUAUACCUGGAAGCGUGUGAUGGGGACAGUUGCGAA